Morus notabilis is the source of this 476-nucleotide messenger RNA. Its product is annotated as GDSL esterase/lipase At5g45950-like. Gene Ontology annotation, molecular function: hydrolase activity, acting on ester bonds. The transcript has 2 exons. The record is from RefSeq and is a predicted model, not a curated record. The annotation marks the transcript as partial. NCBI's taxonomy places the organism in Eukaryota, Viridiplantae, Streptophyta, Magnoliopsida, Rosales, Moraceae.
GUUACCUCUUUCGGCACAGCUGAAAUACUUUAUGCACUACAAGGUGAAAGUGAGGAGACUUUUGGGUGAGAAAAGAGCAGACGACAUCAUAAGAAACGCUAUAUUUGUUUUAAGUAUGGGCACAAACGACUUUCUCCAAAACUACUACUUGGACCCAUUUCGCCCCAGCCAAUACACUCUCAACGAGUAUCAGAAUUUCCUCGUCUCUCGCAUGGCUGACAAUAUUAAGGAAAUGCAUAGGCUUGGCGCGCGAAGAUUAGUGGUGGUAGGAGUUCCACCCCUGGGGUGCAUGCCUCUGGUCAAAACGCUUCAGGACCAAACUACAUGUGUAGAAAGUUACAACAAAUUGUCUCUCUCAUUCAAUUCCAAGAUAAGGUUCAAGCUCAGCUCCAUUAAAUCUACUUUGCGGAUGAAGGUCGGCUUCGUCGAUGUGUACGGUAUUGUAGUUAAUGCCAUGAACAACCCACACAAAUAUG